Abrus precatorius (Indian licorice) is the source of this 1122-nucleotide messenger RNA. Its product is annotated as gibberellin 20 oxidase 3-like. The record is from RefSeq and is a predicted model, not a curated record. Bases 1 to 1122 code for a protein of 373 amino acids. Gene Ontology annotation, molecular function: gibberellin 20-oxidase activity. NCBI's taxonomy places the organism in Eukaryota, Viridiplantae, Streptophyta, Magnoliopsida, Fabales, Fabaceae. The transcript is spliced from 3 exons. Gene Ontology annotation, biological process: response to light stimulus; unidimensional cell growth; flower development.
AUGGAAUCAAAGGGUAACGCCGUUGAACACACCCAGUCUAAGGAGCUAAAUGAAGUUAACAGUUUUGACUUCAAAUUGCUGACUGAAAAAGAUCGUUUGCCCGAACAAUUUAUUUGGUCAUCUAAGGAUUUAGUCGAAGGCAGUUCAGAAAAGCUCAAUGCACCCCUCAUAGACUUAAAGGCCAUCAAGGAUGAUGAGGCUGCUAUGGCCACUGCUGUUGAGCUUGUAAGGAAGGGAUGCAUGAAGCAUGGCUUCUUUGAAGUCACCAACCAUGGUAUGGACCCUCUUCUUAUCUCUGCUGCUCAUCAACAAUUUGACUCCAUUUUCAAUCUUCCCAUGACCAAAAAGUUCAGUGCUAAGACCAGUGUGUGGGGCUACUCAAGUGGUCAUGCAGAGAGAUUUUCUUCUGAUUUGCCAUGGAAAGAGACAUUUACUUAUCGGUACAAUUACAUCCCCAAAUCUCAGUCACAGGUUGUUGACUUCUUAAAGUCUGUCUUAGGAGAAGACUUUCAUCAUGCUGGGUUGGUGAAUCAAAGGUACUGCGAAGCAAUGAAGGAAAUAUCUAUGGUCAUUUUGGAGUUAUUGGCCAUUAGUUUGGGUAUAGAUCAUUCACAUUUUCAAAGAUUUUUUGAAGAUGGAGAAGCAAUAAUGAGGUGCAAUUGCUACCCACCUUGCAAUAGGUCCAGUCUCACUCUUGGUGUUGGCCCUCACUGUGAUCCAACCUCAAUAACCAUUCUUCAUCAUGACCAAGUUCCAGGUCUUGAAGUUUAUGUCGAUGACAAAUGGUUAGCUGUUCCCCCUCGACCAGAAGCACCUGAUGCCUUCAUUAUAAACAUAGGUGAUACUUUUAUGGCAUUGUCAAAUGGGGUAUACAAGAGUUGUCUGCAUAGAGUGUUGGUUAACGGAGAGGUGAAGAGGAAGACUCUGACAUUCUUUUUGAACCCAAGAGGAAACAAAAUAGUGAGACCACCACAUGAUUUAUAUGACAAUGAAGAGGAAAGAAAAUAUCCAAAUUUCAGAUGGCUGGAGUUGUUUGAGUUUACCCAAAAACAUCACAGAGCUGAUCCCAACACACUUCCAGAUUUUGUGUCGUGGCUUCGUUCUUCCAAGCCAUCCAACUAA